Molecule: messenger RNA, 1865 nt
Organism: Clupea harengus (Atlantic herring)
Lineage: Eukaryota; Metazoa; Chordata; Actinopteri; Clupeiformes; Clupeidae
Gene: mss51
Product: MSS51 mitochondrial translational activator
Source: RefSeq, a predicted model, not a curated record
GAGGGAGAGAGAGGGAGAGAGAGAGAGAGAGAGAGAGAGGUGAAGGGUGCACAUGAAUGUGGGAAAGUGAGACAGGGAAUGACAGAAACAAGGCAGGAGGGAAGGGAAGGGGUGGCCCUCUGAAUUUGGAAGAUUAGGACUCUUUGAUUAUCUCUUUCUCCAGGCAGCAAAAGGUGUCAUGAAAUCUUGCCGUCCUUCACAUGUCCUUGUUCCCUGCCGCAGUGGCACCAUCACCAUGGCCGAGUCUGAACCAGCGUCCCCACAGUCCUGCGCUCCAGGGGCGGACACGGUCUUCUCUGACCAACUGGGCUUCUACUCACUGGACUCUCAUGUCCCUGGCCUGUCCAAGGUCAUUUUGGAAAAGCUCAACAUGAAGGAUUAUGGAGAAUACAGGGAUGCCGUAGAGGGGAAGACCAAGGGUGCAACCUUUCGUACUCUUAAGGAGAUGUUUGAGAAGAUGGAGGACACCUUUAAAUUCUGUGCAGCCUGCAACAAACUCCCCUCUCACCUGCCAGACCCAAAGGCCCUUAAACGCUGCAUAAAGUGCCUUAAUCUGUAUUACUGCUGUAAAGAAUGUCAGAAGAAGGACUGGCCUCUUCAUAAGAAGUUCUGCAAGAAGUUACGUCUAGUGGCAAUUGACAGACUGGUAGAAUGGCUAUUUUCAACAGGUGAACUCCCGUUCCCCACAGACACAUGGACCCGUCCUGCUGCAAAGGUCAACAGCUGGGAAGACUGGCUCUCCAUGACGGGGGAUCUGGCCUCUCGAGUGGACCCCAUCCUGUCUGGAAAGUACAUGACCGUGCUUUGGAAAAGCGUCAACAGACCACGUCCAGAGGAGGCCGAUCUGAGAGAGUCGGUGUGGCGUUUGUGUAGCGAGUUCCUCCAUCGGCCAUUGACCAUCGGUAUGGCCAUCAAGUUCUUCAACCUGGACCCCUACUCCCAAUCCCUCACCAUUCAUGUGGCGGGGGCUGCCCACAGUGAGACCCUGCAGGCCCGAGUCACUGACAUGGACGAGCUGAGCCACAUGUUCCCUGGACACCAGGGCAUGGAGGUGGUGAUGGUGGGGCCGGAGGUGGUGGAGGGGAAGGCCAUGCGGCCCCCACUCAGUGGGUUUGGGCCCACAGGGAGGACCUACAUCAGCGGCUACAAGGGCCUCUACCACCAGUUCUGGGAAGACGUGGUGGAGAAGGAAGAAGCGGCAAAGCCAGACUUAGUUGUGGGAUUCCACCCAGGAUUCCAUGCAUCCCAUGGUUUAGGAGAGGGCUGGCUGCCAACAUUACUGCUGCUCCGAGACUUCAACAUCCCGUCGAUGUUUACCGUGUUUAACGAGGCAGAGUAUGAAGAGUCCCUUCAGAUCCUGCUGGAGUUGGAAAUGGACUUAAAAGCAACUGGGGUGAACCCCUUCAGAUCCCAGAAGCCGGAGCAGGUGCAGGCCAGCCCCAACAACCCUUUAGUCUACUGCAGUUCCCAUUACAUCUGCUUCCAGGGGCUGCUGGAGAGAGAGGAGGAGGAGGAGGGCGAGGCAGAGCAGGCCUAAAGACUCUUUUCAGCUUCCGAGACGUGCUUGUGAUGCUGUGCGACUGAUGCGACUGCCUAAAUUCAUGGGCCUAUUCUCUCUCUCACUCCCUCCCUCCUACCCCAUCUCCCUGUCUCUCUGUUAGUGUGUUUCAUGGAUGUACAAACUAGCGCUCAGCGUUUUAUAUAACUUUGAGGUAUUUUGUGUUUGCAUUAUUUUUUACCUACACGUCUGGAUUCCAUGUCGCCCUUGACUUUUUAUUUGGUUCAAACAAGUCAAUGUACGCAUUUGAAAUAUUCAUACCAUAAGCUUAAAAUGCAAACAGCAACCAAUUAAACAUUCAAAUGAA